CAGAAACUUCAGCAAUAACGUCCCCUGAAGUGAAUUGGGGCUUGGAGUCAAUUCUGUGAAGACGGAGCUCGGGAUCUGUGCCAACUAGAUGAAAAUCGUAAGCAAAUUCGCCGAGGUAAGCAUCGUCAAUACCGAUGAUUUCGGCCUCUUCGCUAGCCCUCAACCUCAAUCCAGGGAUGAAGUGAAGUAACCAGCAGAUGAUGGUGGUCAUGACAAAGGUGUAAGCGAAACCAGCGGUCAAAUCGGCCAUCUGGUAACCAGCCUGUAUCCAGUAAUGGCUGACCCAGCCACCGGGGAUAUCGGUGAUACCGUCAAAGCCGGCCACAGAACCUUGGGCGAAGAGACCGGUAAGGAAGCAACCGACCAUGCCGCCAAUCCCGUGAGAAGCAAAGACAUCGAGAGUCUCAUCAACGCCAAUGAGAAACUUGAGCUUGGUGGCAAAGUUACAGGCGAUGGCGGUAAUCGCACCGAUGGCAAGAGCAGCUGGGGAACCGACGUAGCCAGCAGCAGGGGUGAUACCGACCAAACCAGAAAUAGCACCGGAGCAGAAGCCAACAGCGGACCAUUUGCGUUCAAGCCUGUAGUCCAAGAACAUCCAGACCAAACCACCGACAGAGGCAGAAAGGUUGGUGACGAUACAAGCCUGAACAGCCCUCAAGUUGGCAGAAAGAGCGGAACCACCAUUGAAGCCGAACCAACCGAACCAGAGGAAAACGGUGCCGAUAACAACGAAAGCAGUGUUGUGGGGCUUGUAGGCGAGUCGUUCAGUGCCGUAGCCUCGACGCUUGCCGAGGUACAAGGCGAUAGCCAGAGAGGCAGUACCAGAAGAGAUGUGAACGGGGGUCCCACCAGCAAAGUCGAGACCGCCCAUGACAAAAGACCAGCCGUUGGGGUUCCAUGUCCAGCAAGCGAGAGGGCAGUAGACGAGGGUGAGCCAGCAGAAGAGGAAGACCAUAACGGGACCGAUACGAGACCGUUCAGCGAAACCACCAAUGGCGAGGACACCAGUGAUAAGCUACAGUUUACACAGAAGAGAAGAGCAGGGAUUCGGUCAGAACCGGCAGAAGGCUCUGCGAGAACUCCCUUCAGACCAAAGUAUCGCAAGUCGCCAAUGUAUCUGAUACACCGUCAGCAGUCUUCACUGUAAGAUAUUAUUGUGACGUCAACUCACUUGGAACCAGUAUCAGAAAAAGCAAUCAAAACAACUUACCCCAGAAGAACCACUGGAAAGACCCGACGGCAACACCAGCCAUAGACAGGAAGAUCAUUGAUAAUGCAUUCUUCCGUCUUAACAGGCCAGAGUAAAAGAGACCGACACCGGGAACCAUGAUCCAGACGAGGGCCAUGGCGGCGAUGACUAAGGGUGGUGUCAGCCAUUUUGACGGAUGAAAACUGAGGAUGACACGACUCACCGAAAGACAUGUCACCGAGAUUGUAAAGAUACUGAGUGCCAUCGUCGGCAGUGUAAAUCAUGUCCGAAGACGAGUCUGUAUAGGUCACGUUGACCAUAUUGAAUGGGAAUUGCUGUUGUUGUAGUGCGAGACGGAAAACGGAAGGUCAAUAAUUGUCCAAGUAAAGAAAAGGAAGAAAGAAAGAUGGAAAAGAGAAAACAGGAAUUGCAUUAGAAUAAGUAUUGGGCCUGGGAGAACGAUAAAGGGGGAAGGAAUCGGAAGAUGAAAGAGAAAGGGGGUAGAUACCACAACAAGACGGCUGCCCCUCAUUGGCCAGUCAAUCCUUAUCUAUCCCCGCGUUGAAAGAUGCCUCAUCUUCUGAGCUCCGGAGGCGACUAGCAUUUACGCGUCUUAAUG
Cryptococcus deneoformans JEC21 is the source of this 1808-nucleotide messenger RNA. RefSeq lists its product as hypothetical. The transcript is spliced from 4 exons. NCBI's taxonomy places the organism in Eukaryota, Fungi, Basidiomycota, Tremellomycetes, Tremellales, Cryptococcaceae. Bases 275 to 1147 code for a protein of 290 amino acids. The record is from RefSeq and is a predicted model, not a curated record.